Molecule: messenger RNA, 4470 nt
Organism: Suillus bovinus
Lineage: Eukaryota; Fungi; Basidiomycota; Agaricomycetes; Boletales; Suillaceae
Product: CHAT domain-containing protein
Exons: 2
Coding region: 1-4470 (1489 amino acids)
Molecular function (GO): protein binding
Source: RefSeq, a predicted model, not a curated record
AUGAACGCUUUAGUACUAAGUACGGAUGCCGGACAUCGUCUUCUCGCACGUUACCGCAGGACGCAGAACAGUACGGAUCUGGACCAAUCCAUAAACCGCUUCGAACGUGCCUUGUAUCUCUGUCCCGUCGAUCAUCCCUACCACCCUGCAGCACUGUUCAAUCUAGCCACCGCGAAGUUUAUUAGUUGCCAAGCUAACGGAAGAUACCUAGACCUCGACACACCUAUAUCUCUUUUUCAAGACGCACUUGAUUUGCGUCCAACUGGCCAUCCAGACCGACCCAUAGCCCAACUGCAUCUUGCGAUUUCUCUGCUCUCUCGCUUCGCGAAACGGGGAUUUCAAACCGAUGCAGACACCGCCGAAGAAGAUGAACCGCGUGACUUAGAUGAAGUGAUAUCCCUUCAUUAUGAUGCACUAGUAUACUACACCGCCGGGCAUGCUUCACGAGGGCAAUUGCUAGGGAAUCUGGCUGUAAUGUUGCAAACUCGCUUCGAGCGUCGAGGCGAUGGUAAAGACUUGGAUCAAGCCAUCGCACUCCAGACGGAAGUUCUGGCCUCACACACGGUCGGUUACGCAGAUCGCUCCGCAUCAUUGAAUAACCUCGCGUAUCAACUCUCCUCCCGCUUUGACCACCGAGGUAAUCACGAAGACUUGAAUCAGGCUAUCGCGCUUCACAGGGAAGCGCUGGCCUUGCGUCCUGCCGGUCACACAGAUCGGUACCGGUCAUUAACUAAUCUCGCGAUUCAACUCUCCUCCCGCUUCCUCCAUCGAGGCAACGACGAAGACUCGGAUGAGGCUGUCACACUUAGCAGGGAAGCGUUGGCCUUGUGCCCGGUCGGUCACACAGGACGGUCCAAGUCAUUGAUCAACCUCGCGAAUCAACUCUCCUCCCACUUUGACCACGGAGGAAACGAUGAGGACUUGGAUCAGGCUAUUGCACUUUACAAGGAAGCGUUGGCCUUGUGCCCGGUCGGUCACAUAGAUCGGGCCAUGUCAUUAAAUAACUUUGCGACUCAACUCUCCUCGCGCUUUCAGCAUCGAGGCAAUGACGAAGACUUGGAUGAGGCUAUCGUACUUCUCAGGGAAGCGUUGGCCUUGUGCCCAGUCGGUCACACAUAUCGGUCCAUGUCAUUAAGUAACCUCGCAGGUCAACUCUCCUCCCGCUUUGACCACCGAGGCAAUGAUGAAGACUUGAACGAGGCUAUCGCACUUCACACGGAAGCGCUAGCCUUGCGUCCGGUCGGUCACACAUAUCGGUCCACGUCAUUAAAUAACCUUGCGAACCGACUCUCCUCCCGCUUUGACUACAAAGGCCACGACGAAGAUUUGGAUGAGGCUAUCGCACUCUACAGGGAAGCGCUUGCAUUGCGCCCGGUCGGUCACACAUAUCGGUCUGGGUCAUUACAUAACCUAGCAGCAAGACUCUCCUCUCGCUUUGAGCUCCGAAGUAAUGACGAAGAUUUGGAUGAGGCUAUCGCACUCUACAGGGAAGCGCUUGCAUUGCGCUCUGUCGGUCACACAGAUCGGUCCAUGUCAUUAAAUAACCUCGCAACUCAACUCUCCUCCCGCUUUGACCACCGAGGCAACGAUGAUGACUUGGAUGAGGCUAUCGCACUUGACAUGGAAGCGCUGGCCUUGUGCCCGGUCGGUCACACACAUCGGUCCGCAUCAUUAAACAACCUCGCGUCACAACUCUCCUCCCGCUUUCAACAACGAGGCAACGAUGAAGACCUAGAUAGGGCUAUCGCACUUGACAGGGAAGCGCUGGCCUUGUGCCCGGCCGGUCACACACAUCGGUCCACGGCAUUAAAUAACCUUGCGACUCAACUUUCCGCCCGCUUUCACCACAGAGGCGACGACGAAGACUUGGAGCAGGCUGUCACACUUUUUCGGGAAGUGUUGGCUUUGCGCCCUGUCGGUGACACAUCUCGGUCUAAUUCAUUAAACAACCUCGCGGCUCAACUCUCCUCCCGCUUUCGCCACCGAGGCAAUGACGAAGACUCGGAUGAGGCUAUCGUGCUUCACAGGGAAGCGCUAGCCUUGUGCCCGGUCAGUCACACAUCUCGGUCUAUGUCAUUAAACAACAUCGCGACUGAACUCUCCUCCCGCUUUAUCCACCGAGGCAACGAUGAUGAUUUGGAUGAGGCUAUUGCAUUUUGCAGGGAAGCACUGGCGUUGUGCCCGGUCAGUUACACAAAUCGGUCCAUGCCAUUAAAUAACCUUGCGACCCUUCUCUCCAUCCGCUUUGACCACCGAGGCAAUGAUGAUGAUUUGGAUGAGGCUAUCGCACUGCAUAGGAAAGCGCUGGCAUUGCGCCCGAUCGGUCACACGUCUCGGUCCGCGCCAUUAAACAACCUCUCGAAUCAACUUUCUUCCCGCUUUGACCACCAAGGCAACGGCGAAGACUUAGACGAGGCUAUUUUACUUCAGAGGGAAGCGCUGGCCUUGCGUCCGGUUGGUCACAUAGAUCGGUGCACGUCAUUAAAUAACCUUGCGAAUGGACUCUCCUCCCGCUUUGAGCACCGAGGCAACGACGAAGAUUUAGAUCAGGCACUCGCACUUGACAGGGAAGCGUUAUCCUUGUGCCCGGUUGGUCACACAGAUCGGUCCAUGUCAUUAUGUAACCUUGCGACUCACCUCUUCACCCGCUUUCACCACCAACACAAUCGAGAAGACCUUGACGAGUCACGAGAGAACCUACGCUGUGCAUUAACUCUGUUGACUCGACAUGAUCCUCGGCAAUUACGAAUCCAUCAGUUGCUAGCUAAGGUCUAUCUGUCGUUCCAUCGUUCAGGCUUUGACGAUGCUGGCGUAGGUGCAGGUACCGAUAAUCUGAAUGCUGCCAUGCAUCAUCUCAAGGUAGCAGCAGACGUUGCCUCUGCAGGCUUGCUAUCUCGCCUACGAGCAAGUCUACUUUGGGUUCGUCAUGCUGAUGAAGAGAGACAUAGCACUCGAGUGGAGGCUUAUGCGGCUUCCAUGCAACUUCUUGACGCUUAUAUCUCUACGAGAGCUUCAGUAUCGUCUCGCCAUGAUAUCAUGAAAGACUUCCCGAGUACACUUGCCGUUGAUGCUGCAUCGUGUGCUCUUCGUAGUAGUGACGUCUGUCGCGCUGUUGAGUUGUUGGAGCAAGGCAGGACCAUCAUCUGGACCCAGAUGACACGACUCCGCAUCCCUCUUGACAGCCUUCAGACUCACGGUGAUCAUGCAGUGACCCUGAUGAAGAGAUUCAGAGACCUCAGCUCCCUCCUCGAUCGACCUCCUGCAAGCCAUCCAGAAGGGACUCCAUUGGUCAAUGCAGAAGCAGAAGAAACCCGGUACAGACGUCUGGUGGAGGACUGGAAUAGAGCUGUAGAAGAUAUCCGGAAGAUCGAGGGCUUCUCUCGCUUCCUCCUUCCCCCCUUAUUCUCCGACCUUCAAGAUGCAGCUCGUGAAGGACCUAUCAUCGUGCUCAUCGCAAGCGAGUCAUCUUGCCAUGCCAUUAUUAUCCCGCACAGGCAACCUCCGAUUGGCAUUCAACUCCCCACCAAUUUUGAGAAACUCCUGAGAUUGGUUGACGCAUUCCAAGAGGCAGUUCCAAAAGAGGCCAGUCCUAAAGGGAACCAACCUGCGCUGGUAAAAGCUUUGAGAGAGUUGUGGGACGACGUCGUCUGCCCAGUGGUCGACAAUCUGAACGGAUUUGCACGACGAGGUUCCCGGAUAUGGUGGUGCCCGACAUUUCUCUUCAAUUUCUUGCCGUUGCACGCUGCUGGCGAGUACAGAGCACAGGGAAAGUCGCUUUCCCAGCAGUAUAUCUCUUCAUACACGCCAUCGCUCACCGCGCUGAUCAAGGCUCGCGGAAGUCAUGACAGGUCCCCGUCGGUGCCCUUCGUUGCCAUUGGUCAGGAUUGCCCAGCCGGUGCCUCGUUCACUUUGGAUGCUGUGGAGCCUGAGCUGGAAUUGGUACGGAGACUUUUGCCCCCUCCCCCAACUGUUUCCUUCUCGAAGAUAACCAGCGUUGAUGCCACGAAAUCGAGAGCACUGCGCGCAUUGCGAGACAAUACUUGGCUCCAUCUCGCGUGCCAUGGCACACAGAAAAUUGAUGAACCCUUCAAGUCGGCCUUUCUGAUGCGCGAUCAACCACUUUCCCUUAUCGACAUCACGCAAAUGGAUCUGUCUCGCCAUGAAUUCGCAUUUCUUUCUGCCUGUGAAACCGCAGUCGGUGACCAUGAUACUCCUGACGAAGUGAUACACCUGGCAGCUGGCCUGCAAUUUGCCGGGGUCAAGAGUGUCGUCGGGACAUUAUGGAAGGUUAACGAUAAUACAGUGCAGCGCUUAGUCGAGGCAUUCUACAAGAACUUGUGCGGGCAUGGCCCAAUGAAUUCCAAACGAGCCGCCUGGGCGCUGCACCAAGCGGUCCGGUCGUUAGCUUGUGACGAAGAAAAUACAAUGCCCUUGGACCAGCGCAUAGUGUUCGUGCACAUUGGCAUAUGA